AAAUUUUGCGUGCUUUGUGACUGGGCUGAGGUUGAUAUAAAUAACGCACCUAUGGAAAGCAAUACUCAUCCACUAAUUUGGUUUUUUGUAUUACAAAAUUCGCAUGCAACAAAACUUGAUAAUUAAAAUUUAAUUAAGAAGAGAUGGUUGUUGGUGAAAUAGUGUUGAAUUCCGGCCAUAAGAUGCCGGCGCUGGGCUUCGGAACCGCCGCGCUUCCUGCGCCGACGAUGGACGAGCUCACAGCCAUCAUCGUCGACGGUAUCGCGGCCGGGUACCGCCACAUCGAUACUGCAGCCAUGUAUGGCAACGAGGAGGCGGUCGGGCUAGCGGUGGCGGAGGCGGUGGAGCGCGGCCUCAUCAAGAGCCGCGGAGAAGUCUUCGUUACGUCCAAGUUGAAUGUGAACGACAAUCAUCGUGAUCUUGUGCUUCCUGCACUCAACCAAACUCUUAGCAAGUUAAAGUUUGAUUAUGUGGAUCUCUACCUUAUACACUGGCCACUGAGAAUCAAGAAAGGUGGUGACGUGUACAAUCUGAGAGCAGAAGACUUGCUUCAUUUUGAUGUGAAAGGGAUUUGGGAAGCCAUGGAAGAGUGCUCUAAGUUGGGAUUGGCUAAGUCCAUUGGGGUCAGCAACUUCAGCUCUGCAAAACUCUCUAAAAUCUUGGAAUUUGCCACAAUUCCACCAUCAGUUAAUCAGGUGGAGAUGAAUGGCAGCAGCAAAAAGUGGUGCAAUUUUGCAAGGAGAAGAAUAUUCAUGUAUCGGCAUGGUCUCCUCUAGGAGCAAACGGUGCAUCUUGGGGAAGCCUGGCUGUUAUGGAAAGUCCAAUUCUCAAAGAAAUCGCAGCUUCCACAAACAAGGCAGUAGCACAGGUGGCAUUAAGAUGGAUAGUUGAAGAGGGUGCAACUCCCAUAGCUAAGAGCUUCAACAAAGAAAGGAUGAAACAAAAUAUUCAAGUUUUCAACUGGCAACUAAGUGCUCAAGAUAUUUGCAAAAUUCAAAAGAUUCCUCAAGGAAAAGGCUUCACAGGAGAUAUAUUUAUUAUUCAAGAUCAUGGGGAUUACAACUCAGUUGAGGAGCUUUGGGAUGGAGAAAUUUGACCAAACAUCCACAUUAUUCCAUUUCUUGUUAAAUAAUUUACUAAUUUCUUGGUACAUGUGUUCACACGUAAACUGAUAAAUGUUUUAACAUUCGCAUCAAUAUUACAAUGACACACAAGUCACAUGCAA
Messenger RNA from Salvia miltiorrhiza (redroot sage), 1225 nucleotides. Its product is annotated as protein REDOX 2-like. Gene Ontology annotation, molecular function: aldose reductase (NADPH) activity. Lineage: Eukaryota; Viridiplantae; Streptophyta; Magnoliopsida; Lamiales; Lamiaceae. Bases 144 to 776 code for a protein of 210 amino acids. The record is from RefSeq and is a predicted model, not a curated record. Gene Ontology annotation, cellular component: cytosol. The transcript has 3 exons.